AUGGUGAUGCUACGAUUGACUGCGGAGCAGUACAGGAAGCUCCCUAUCUUGGUGGAGGAGUCGACCUGCGUGGGAAAGACCUAUGUCAUCACCGGAGGCAACUCUGGCUUGGGCCUAGAGACCGCGCGGCACCUCGUCGCGGCUUCCGCAGCGACUGUUGUACUGGCCGUAAGAAACAUUACCGCCGGCGAAGCGGCUAAGGCAGACAUUGAGAAGUCGACAGGACGCAAGGGCGUCGUACAGGUUCGGCAUCUGGACCUUUCAACCUACGCUGCCGUUCAAGUCUUUGCCAAGCAGAUUUCCCAGGAGCUGGACAGGAUCGACGGCUUCGUGUGCAACGCCGGCAUCAUGAUUGACCAGUGGGAGACUUUCGAAGGCGUCGAAAGCAGCAUCUUCGUCAAUGUUGUCAACACGGUGUUUCUGGGAGCCUUGAUGAUGCCCAAGCUGAUUGAGAGCGCGCGCAAGUUCGGCAUCAAGCCUACGCUCGUCUUCAUCGUCAGCGUGCUGGGGUACACCGUCAAGGCGGAGAUGGACAAGAGCCGCAAUGGGAACGUCUUUGAUGGGCUGAACGACCAAAAGCGUGCAAACAUGGACUCAAGGUACGCUCUCACAAAGCUGGUUGAGGAAUUUGCCGUCCGCCAGUUUGCGGCCCAAUUUCCCGUAGACCGUACGGGCGUGGUAAUUACGAUGGUGGCCCCUGGUCUUUGCACCACCGGACUGGGACGCGAUGCGAGGACAUUCACCAAGAUCAUGCAUGAGGCGGUUCGGGCCAUGAUGGCCCGCACAGCCGAGGUGGGUAGUCGCACUAUCAUCCACGGUCUGGUGGUUGGCGAGGAGGGUCAUGGAAAGCUUUUAUCUGGCUGCAAGAUCAAGGAAUUCUGGGUCCCGGAUUGGGUCAGCAACGAUGAGGGUCAGCGCCUGCAAAAGGCGACAUGGAAGGAGCUUGUGGCCAAGCUGGAACAGGCACAGCCUGGAUGCAUUUCUCAGAUUUCGUAG
Messenger RNA from Colletotrichum godetiae, 996 nucleotides. RefSeq lists its product as uncharacterized. The record is from RefSeq and is a predicted model, not a curated record. The transcript is spliced from 3 exons. The coding region runs from base 1 to 996 and encodes 331 amino acids. NCBI's taxonomy places the organism in Eukaryota, Fungi, Ascomycota, Sordariomycetes, Glomerellales, Glomerellaceae.